AUGGGUGGCAUCCUUCACCUGGUCGAGGACCGGCCAACUCCUCCUUCAGUCUACAACUGGCGUGUCUACGUGCUUGCCCUUGUGGCAUCAUGCGGUUCCAAUAUGAUCGGUUAUACCAGUGCCUUCAUCGGUACAACAGUGACACUCACCUCCUUCCGAAAAGAAUUCGGUCUUGACCAGAUGUCGACGGCUGCAAGCGACUUGAUAAGCGAAAAUAUCGUGUCUCUGUUCAUUGCCGGCGCCUUCUUCGGCGCCCUUUUCACAUACGGCCUCAGCCACUGGAUCGGUCGCAAGCAUUGCUUGAUGAUAGCUUCUGCUACAUUUGCUCUGGGAUCCGGUCUGCAGUGUGGUGCCAACCACAAUCGCGGACUGGGCAUUCUCUACGCUGGUCGUGUCUUGACUGGUCUGGGUACAGGUGUUGCCUCCAACAUUGUCCCAAUCUACCUCUCCGAGCUGGCUCCUCCCGCUAUUCGUGGACGACUUGUCGGUCUCUACGAGCUUGGGUGGCAAAUUGGUGGUAUGCUUGGUUUCUGGAUUAACUAUGGCGUGGAACAACACAUCGAGCCUAGCAAAGAGCAAUGGAUUAUUCCCUUUGCCAUUCAAUUGAUCCCGUCUGGUCUUCUGUUCCUCGGAUCUCUCUGGAUCCGGGAGUCGCCUCGUUGGCUUUUCCUCCAUGAUCGUCGGGCUCAGGCCAUGAAGAACCUCUGCUGGAUUCGUCAACUGGAUGCCACCGACAUUUACGUUACCGAGGAGGUCGCUGCUAUCGACCAAGCCUAUGAGAACCAGCGCGCCACCGUCGGCUUCGGCUUCUGGAAGCCGUUUAAGGCUCUCGGAGAUCGCCCCAACCUGAUUUGGCGAUUGUUCCUGGGCUGUAUGCUCUUCUUCUGGCAGAAUGGCUCCGGUAUCAAUGCCAUUAACUACUAUUCCCCCACUAUCUUCUCUAGCAUUGGUGUCCAAGAUAACACUGUAAACCUCCUGACCGGUGUCUUCGGUGUGGUUAAGGCCGUGAUGACGUUCAUCUGGCUGCUCUUCCUUGUCGAUCAGUUCGGUCGGCGGAACCUUCUUCUGGUCGGUGGUAUCACCGGCUCCGUCUGCAUGUGGGCCAUUGGAGCUUAUAUCUAUGUGGUUGAGCCGCAAGAGCACCCCACAGACCACCUUAAUGGUGGCGGUAUCGCUGCCAUCUUCUUCUUCUAUCUGUGGACCGCUGUCUACACUCCCACCUGGAACGGUACCCCUUGGGUCAUCAACUCUGAAUUCUUCGACCCCAACUUCCGUUCCCUGGCUCAGGCUUGCACAACUGCCAGCAACUGGCUCUUCAACUUCCUCAUUUCUCGUUUCACCGAGCAGAUGUUUGAGGCUAUGGGCUACGGCGUGUACUUCUUUUUCGCAGCUCUAUCCUUCCUUGCCUUCUUCUUCGCCUUUUUCCUCAUUCCCGAGACCAGCGGUAUCCCCCUGGAGAAGGUCGAUCGCCUGUUCGAGCAGAAGCCGGUCUGGAAGGCAAACAAGAAGCUCAAGGAAGAGCUCAAGGAGGAGGAAGAACAGUUUCGCUUCGACAUCAAGGACCAGGCUGUUCACCAGGAGAACAAGGACGAAGAAUCUGCAUGA
Messenger RNA from Penicillium argentinense, 1605 nucleotides. RefSeq names its product sugar porter family MFS transporter. Gene Ontology annotation, cellular component: membrane. Bases 1 to 1605 code for a protein of 534 amino acids. The record is from RefSeq and is a predicted model, not a curated record. Gene Ontology annotation, biological process: carbohydrate transport; transmembrane transport. The transcript is spliced from 4 exons. NCBI's taxonomy places the organism in Eukaryota, Fungi, Ascomycota, Eurotiomycetes, Eurotiales, Aspergillaceae. Gene Ontology annotation, molecular function: carbohydrate:proton symporter activity.